UUUACAUAAACAAAAUUUAUCAUAGGUUUAGAAUGCUGUCCUUAUAAAUUUCCAGCUGACAAAUGGAAAGAUAAUUCCAAUGAAUGGCCUUUACUUCAAUAUCAUGACCUAUAUCAUUACUUGAUUAAAAGUCCACGUUUGUUCAGCCCAGAAGCAAUGGAAAAUUACAAAUCAUUAGAGGCUUAUAAGUACUUUGUUUCGGGAUGGGUGCAAACAAUGUAUCAUAUAUGGCUUGAUUCUGAGUUUUUUAUUGCUAAGGCUGAUGUUUGUUUUAUUGCUAAGGCUGAUGUUUUACCGAAUUAAUGAUACUCCAUAUCAACCAUGCAUUUCUCUGAAUAAACAUGGCUCAGUUCUUACAGCACAUUGCAACUGUAUGGCAGGACUUGGAGAAACUUGCUCACAUGUUGCUGCAGUCCUUUACAAACUUGAAGCAGCUGCUAGACUUGGUAUUAUAAGUCAGACUCCCACAGAUUUACCAUGUCAGUGGAAUCAAAACUUUACUAAAAAAAUUGAACCAUCCCAAAUUUCUAAUAUAGAUUUUUAUUCCACUGAAGCUAAAAAAAAGGUUACAAAUAAAUUUAAACACAAUCAUUUGGAACCAACUAGCAUUGCUAAAUCAAACUUUCUUGAAGCAAUUAGAAAAAUUAAUGCAAAUGUUGUAGGAUUGUCACUGUUUCCUGGCAUGAGCAAUGCUUUUUUACAACAUUCUGAAAAUAAUGUUCCUGUUAAAAAAUUACCUAAACAACUUCGUAAUUUGUACAUGUCACACAGUAUUGAUUUUGAUCAUGCAACUUUAUUGGCAGAAUGCAAUAAGAUUAAGACAUCAUUUGUAAUUACAACAGAUGAAAUAAUAUAUCUUGAAAGCGUUACCAGAAAUCAAUCAGCUAGUAUAGUUUGGCAUCAGCAAAGAGCAGGACGUAUAACAGGAUCUGUUGCACAUUCUGUGUUACAAAGCAAUAUUUGUAUUCCAGCAAAGUCAGUAGUAUUAAAAAUAACUAUGCCAGUAUUAAAGAACAACAACGUUCCAUCUUUAAAAUGGGGUAGAGAGAAAGGAGAAGAAGCACUCAUGGAUUAUCAAAAUUCUUCUUUUGAUCCUGAAUAUGUAUCUGAAUCUUUUUGCUUAAAUUCAAAAAAUAUGCAUAAUCAUUUUGAACUAAAAAACACUGGUUUAGUUAUCAAGCCGGAUAAAUUUUAUUUAGGCGUAUCAGCUGAUGCUGUAGUAAAGUGCUCAUGUUGUGGAACAGGCAUAGUUGAAGUUAAGUGUCCAUAUUCUUUGCGUGAGAAAGGAUUACAUGACAUAAUUCUCAGUAAUGCUUUUUACUUAACAUAUGAGAAUGGAGAAAAAAAUCAUGAGUAUUACUGUCAAGUACAGCAUGAAAAUUACGUAUGUGAAGUAGAAUAUUGUGAUUUUGUUGUGUGGACACCGAUUGAGUUUGUUGUUUUAGGAACCUAUAAAGAUACAUUGUUUAUAAAUGAUAUGAUUAAGAAACAAGAAAUUUUCUGGGAAAACGUUAUAUUACCUGAACUUCUUACCAGAAAAUUAAAGUUAUCAUGUUCUAAUAUUCAUCAAAAUAAUUCUUCAAUAAUGAGUCAGUUCUGUAUUUGUAAUGGGCCUGAGGAUGGAAGCAUGGUUGGUUGCGAUUGUUGUAAUCAAUGGUAUUACAUUAAAUGCCUUAAUUUAAAAAAGCUUCCGACAUCUAAAACUUGGUACUGUAAAAAAUGUCUAAAAAAGAAAAAAGGUUUAUGAUUUUUUGUUACUUGGUAACCUUUCUUUUAAAAUUUUUGUUUUAUAAAAUUAUAUUCUAAAACUCAUAUGUAUUGAAAUAAAA
Hydra vulgaris (swiftwater hydra) is the source of this 1829-nucleotide messenger RNA. The record is from RefSeq and is a predicted model, not a curated record. Lineage: Eukaryota; Metazoa; Cnidaria; Hydrozoa; Anthoathecata; Hydridae.